AUCUUGAUUUUAACAUUUCACUUCCCCCCUCUUGAAAAUAUCAUCACGGUCGAGUAUUUAGGAUGCAAAUUGAACUACAAAUUAAAUUAACUGCCUUAAAAGUCAAGUUUGGUUUAUAUCUGUUUGAAUACGAAUAAGAAUGUUCAAGCUUCUUGUAUGUUUUUGUAUAACAAAUAUCAUCAUUGCAAUAAAGUCCCAGUGUUAUCAAGGUCAGUGGGAAUGUAAGGACUCUGCCUGUAUCCGAGACAUCAAACAAUGUAACGGAGAGUUUGAUUGUCGAGACCAAAGUGAUGAACUCGACUGUAAAAACUGUACAUCUGAUGCCUGGCCAUGUAAGAAAAACGACAAAUGCAUAAAAAAUAGUUUGCGAUGUGAUGGUACCAAGGACUGCCCCGACAACAGUGACGAAACAGACUGUGUAACUUGCUUACAAGGUGCUUACAGAUGUAACAAUAGUGAAUGUAUUAGGGAAUCCAACAGAUGUAACGGCUACAGAGAAUGCAGUGAUAACAGUGAUGAGCUCUCUUGUGAUAUUUGCAAGUUUUCCGGCUUUAGAUGUGACGAUAGGGAAUGCAUAUUGGCGAGCUACAGAUGUAACGGCAAGAUAGACUGCCGCGACAGCAGUGAUGAAAAAGAUUGCGACAUCUGCAAAGGUCAAUCAUGGAAAUGCAAUACCAAUCAAUGUAUAUCUAGAAAUCAAAUAUGUGAUGGUAAAGAAGAUUGUGAGGACAAAAGUGACGAAACAAUAUGUAUAUGUUCUGAUCAGCAAGUGAAAUGCGACAAUAAAAUAUGUAUUCAUGCAAGCCAAGUCUGUGAUGGUAUAAACAACUGUUACGACAAUAGUGAUGAAAAAAACUGCAGAACACCAUGUAACAAAUUAGAGUGGACAUGUCACUCAGGUCAGUGUAUCGAAACAGGACUACGGUGUGAUGGAACUGCUCAUUGCUCAGACAAAAGCGAUGAAAUUGAUUGCUUUUGCUCAGAGGCAAAGUUCAAUCUUGUAAUAGCGCUUGAAUCUUCAGAAAGUCAAUUCCUCAAACUUUUUCUACAAGACUUACUGAGAGAUAUCGCAAUCAACAGUAAAAACGUCAGAGUUGGCAUCAUGGGAUAUGGCGAUCAGGCGGUGACCAUUUUUCAACUUAGCACAACGGCUCGAAAAGUUGACAUGCUUGACGCAGUUACCAACUUUAAAUGGAGCUUCCCCCACAAUGCCAACUACGAGGCUGCCUUUAGUAACAUCCUUGUGAUGUCAACUCCUGAUGAUAACGACAAACGCCAAAAUCUACAGACCAUUCUCAUUUUUACGACAUCCACUUUAGACGAGUCGAAUUACUUGAGUGCAGCAAAGGGAGCUAAAUUAGUCCAAGAGAAUGGAGUGAAGAUAGUGGCUAUUGGAGUUAGUUUAAAGAAUGAGACUUAUUUAGACUUGAUAGCAAGUCCUCCAGCAGACGAAAACACAUUGGCUGUUCAAUAUUUUGAAGAUUUACAUCUCGAAGCACGUAAAUUGGUGUCAUGGCUUUGCCCAAAAGAUCAGUUAUUAAAAGGUGUGCCCCAAAAUAACUUGACCACGUCUACAACAGAUAAAGAAACUACAAAUAGCACCAACCUUACGGACCUGAUCAUUGUUCUUAUAGUCAGUUUAGUUGUGAUAAUCAUUGUAUUGGUGUUGACCAUUGUGUCCAUCAAGCUCAAACUUUUAGAAAAAUUGGGUUGUUUUUCUUCAAGAAAGUCCACUAAUGCAAAGAAAAAGAAAGAAGACUAUCUGGACAUUGACCAUUAUGACUAUCUGCUGCAGGAGAAGAGAAACUCAGACAGCAAAAUCACACAAGAACUGAAGAAUGAAACUGUACAGAAAAGUGAGAUCAAGGAAUUGAAGGAAACUUUUAGUGAUGGGUCAGAAGACGAUAAAGAAGGAAAGUAUCUUAGCCUUCACAAUGAUCACGUUGAUGUCUUGGACUCGGGAAAGGAGACCAAGACAGGAUCAGGAUACAUCACAGCCAUUGACGUGGUCUACGAGCAAAACACUGCAAAUGUUGGUACAAAAGAUUACGAAGAGCUGGAGCAAGCUACAUUGGAGGAGAAUGUUUAUCAUGUGCCAAUAUCGGGCUCUCUAGAGAGCAUUAAUCUCGACUUGUGAGUUACCAUUUCAAUACAUUUAUGAUCUCACACAGACAAAAUAUGAAAGUAAACCUGAUCAGUGUUGACAAUGGAAUUUUUUUUAAAAACUGUUUUACUUUAAAUUUAUACAAGAUUUUUUAAAAAUUUGCUUUUAUAUAGCGCAUCUUUCAAUCAAGCAUGCUCAGUGCGCUAUGGACCAAUCUCUUUUGGGGACCAAUGGUGGGAGGAGUAUCUGAAAGGAAGUUUCUGAGCUGCCUUUAGGGCACUCUGCAAACACAACUAUGCUUGAGUCAGGAUUUAAACUUGAGCCUGCUUGUUAAGGAGCCAAGCCAUGCAGUUUUGGCCUCAGCCACACAUAUAUCAAAUGGGCAUAAUCUCUUUAAUAAUUUUGUAUGACUAGGUCACACAAUAUCAAAAUUUGUGCUGUUUGUUAGUUCCAAAAUAAAACAGUAAUUUCAAUCGCAAUUUCACACUUUACAUAUUUUUUAAAAAUUUAUUUUCAGUUUUAAUGAGAUAUGUUUACAAUUAAAUUAAACUAAUAUGCCAAUAAAAAAACGUUAGCACUCGAAAAAAAAA
Messenger RNA from Biomphalaria glabrata, 2694 nucleotides. Its product is annotated as low-density lipoprotein receptor-related protein 2-like. Gene Ontology annotation, cellular component: plasma membrane. Gene Ontology annotation, molecular function: protein binding. The record is from RefSeq and is a predicted model, not a curated record. NCBI's taxonomy places the organism in Eukaryota, Metazoa, Mollusca, Gastropoda, Planorbidae. Bases 140 to 2137 code for a protein of 665 amino acids. The transcript is spliced from 17 exons.